Messenger RNA from Lontra canadensis (Northern American river otter), 1765 nucleotides. RefSeq names its product probable ATP-dependent RNA helicase DDX31. NCBI's taxonomy places the organism in Eukaryota, Metazoa, Chordata, Mammalia, Carnivora, Mustelidae. The transcript is spliced from 3 exons. The record is from RefSeq and is a predicted model, not a curated record. Bases 231 to 764 code for a protein of 177 amino acids.
CAAUACACUUUGUAAUCAGCCCGGCAAGGGUAUUUGGACACAAUGACUUGGAAAUAAUUAAUAGUUAUAAGAGGGGAGUGGGGUGAGAAGGGGGGGAGAGAUGUCACCAUAUUUUAUCGGAGCACUUUACACUCCACGCUAAACUUUGAUCUCCAGAUUCUCGGAUUUAGGAAAGGGGAGAAAAAAAAGAGAAUAAAGUCCAGUAUUUCGAAGCACCUACCAGCUUGAGGAUGGGCACAAUCCUGGCUCCGGGAGCCUCAUCCCUACGCUCGCGCCGCCCAGGCUGGCGCUUUGAGCAGAGAGCCCCCGGGGGCUCUAGGGUAUCGGUUGCCCCCGCCCGCGUUCACGCCCCGGCACCCGCGGCCGCCUCGACUUACCCGCAGAGUCCGGGGAGGGAGUGGGAGCGCCGCCUUCACGCCCGCGGAGGAGGCGCCGGCAGCACCAUGGUCCCCGGCGCCGCUGCCGCUGCCGCUGCCCCUUGCCCGUUUGCUCGCCGCGCGCUCUCUUCCUCUUGCAAACUUUCGGGUUCUGCGGUCGACAAGAAACCAGGGCGACCCUCAGCAAGUCUUCCCGGCUCAGGAAAACGCCCAGGGGCUAGCAUGUCAAUCAGUUGUUUAACACAAAUUACCUGCUCUUCCAGAGAUCAGUCACAUGCAAAAAACUCUGUCCAAUUCUUUGAAAAGACCUGUCACCCCAGAAGCUGCCAAACUCCUAAGCCAGCAUUUCCAGCUACUGGCUGGCUGGUGUAUCAGGCCAACUCUUAAUGAGAAUGUAUUGAAAGCCACUCCUGUGGAUUCCUACAAAGUACCUUUGGGGGAGGAGGGGGCAAGUUCUGUUCCAUUCCUUGAGACCAGCACAAUUGUAGAUAAUAAACAUCCUGAAAAGGUUAUUAUAAAUUCUUAUGGAUAAUGUCUUAUUACAAAUAUCGUUACACAUUCAUUUACAGAAGAAUUCUAAAUCUCUAUUGCAAUAAUAGUGUAAGACUACCACUUUAAAAUUGUAUCUGUUUUGCAAGCAAAAAAAUAAAGCCAUUCACCAGUGCUACAGUAUAAAGCCAGAGAAAGGGAGACUGUGCUAAGGUAAUUCCAUCAUAAAAUUCACGUUGAAUGCAUGCUAUACAAGAUUCUAUGCUAUCCAGACAAGACCAUCUAUUGGAUCUUUUAGACUAGAGUCUAGAUGAAGAAAAUGCAUUUUAGUUUGUGUAGAACUUCCUAGCUUUCUAGAGACUAGGGUUCCUAUUAAUCUUUGAUUCAAGACAUCAGACAUUUUGACAUACCGUCUAUGUUCUAGACCAUAUAGUAGACAAUGAAGACUGCAAAAUUAAAACCCCUGCCUUUGAGGAGCUCACAGUCUACAACUGUCAGUAAUAAUAUCUAAUAUUUAUUGAAUGCUUUCUAUGACCUAGGCACUGAUGAAAACUUUAGGUCAAGUCAAUUCAUAGUUGCAACAAUCCUUUAACAUCUCUGGAAAUUCCAUAUGCUGAACUCACAUGAAAUUAAGUGGAAAUCUACAAAGUAGCCAGUCUAUGGCAGAGAAAACUGUUUUCCAUUUCCAAAAUGUUUAUACCAGAUACAACAUGGUUAUGGUGUGUGUUGAGUUGCAGAAUUAUAACUCAGGGAAAUAGCAAUUUAUUUAAAUGAGACAAAUUUAUUCAUAGUCUGUAAAGAACAAUUCAUGCUCUGAUCCUGUUUUCCAGAUUGUAUGGUGAGCUUUAAAAAAAAUUGUGAGUAUUGCCAUAUUAAAAAGAUCUUUAGGUUGCUACUGA